Molecule: messenger RNA, 573 nt
Organism: Fasciola hepatica (liver fluke)
Lineage: Eukaryota; Metazoa; Platyhelminthes; Trematoda; Plagiorchiida; Fasciolidae
Source: the annotation of a GenBank genome assembly
AUGUGUUGCUGUUCACUUUGCACUUUCAGUUGCUCCUCCUCAAAUAUCUUGAGACUUAAGUACGAACUCUUUGUUUCAGUCAAUGAUAAAGUAGUAGUAGCAGUAGUAGUGGUGUUACUGAUAGUAAUAGUGGUAGUAGUAGUAGUAAUAGUAAAAGUAGUAGUAGUACCAGCAGUGUUAUUGGUAGUAGUAGCAGUGUUAUUAGUAGUACCAGUAGUAGUAGUAGUAGUAGUAGUAGUAGUAGUAGUAGUAGUAGUAGUAGUAGUAGUAGUAGUAGUAGUAGUAGUAGUAGUAGUAGUAGUAGUAGUAGUAGUAGUAGUAGUAGUAGUAGUAGUAGUAGUAGUAGUAGUAGUAGUAGUAGUAGUAGUAGUAGUAGUAGUAGUAGUAGUAGUAGUAGUAGUGGAACAUGUUAGGGCAGUACUAGUUCGAGGGGGAUUGCACGUGUUCAGUCUGCAAAAGCGCAAUAGGAGGAGAAAUUGCGGGAGCCGAGACUUAUUAGGUGUGUCAGCAGGCAUCACCGUUAGCACUGAUCAGACCACAAGUAUUAGUAGUAGUAACAAAAUUCGGUCUUAA